AUGUGGCUGGGCCCCGAGGAAGUGCUGGUGGCCAACGCGCUGUGGGUGACAGAACGGGCCAACCCCUUCUUCGUGCUGCAGCGGCGCCGGGGCCACGGCCGGGGCGGCGGCCUCACGGGUCUUCUUGUGGGCACCCUGGACGUGGUAUUGGACUCCAGCGCCCGCGUGGCCCCCUAUCGAAUCCUGCACCAGACCCAGGACUCACAGGUCUACUGGACAGUGGCGUGCGGUUCUUCGCGCAAAGAGAUAACAAAACACUGGGAAUGGCUGGAAAACAACUUACUCCAGACGCUGUCCAUCUUCGACAAUGAGGAAGAUAUCACCACUUUCGUCAAGGGCAAGAUACACGGCAUCAUAGCUGAAGAGAACAAGAACCUGCAGCCCCAGGGAGAUGAGGACCCCGGGAAGUUCAAGGAAGCUGAGCUGAAGAUGCGGAAGCAGUUCGGGAUGCCCGAGGGGGAGAAGCUGGUCAACUACUACUCCUGCAGCUACUGGAAGGGCCGUGUGCCCAGGCAGGGCUGGCUCUACCUGACUGUCAAUCACCUGUGCUUCUACUCCUUCCUGCUGGGCAAGGAAGUGAGCCUCGUGGUGCAGUGGGUGGAUGUCACCAGACUCGAGAAGAAUGCCACCCUGCUCUUCCCCGAGAGCAUUCGUGUGGACACCCGAGACCAGGAGCUCUUCUUCUCCAUGUUCCUCAACAUUGGCGAGACCUUCAAGCUCAUGGAGCAGCUGGCCAACCUGGCCAUGAGGCAGCUGCUGGACAACGAGGGCUUCCUGGAGGACAAGGCGCCGCCCAGGCCUGCCCAGCCGCAUAGGAACAUCUCCGCUCUGAAGCGAGACCUAGACGCACGAGCCAAGAACGAGUACUACCGGGCCAUGUUCCGGCUGCCCAGGGACGAGCGCCUGGACGGCCACACAAGCUGCACCCUGUGGACCCCGUUCAACAAGCUGCACAGCCCCGGCCAGAUGUUCAUCUCCAGCAACUACAUCUGCUUUGCCAGCAAGGAGGAGGACGGCUGCCACCUCAUCAUACCCCUGCGGGAGGUGACAAUUGUCGAAAAAGCCGACAGUUCCAGUGUCCUGCCCAGUCCUUUGUCUAUUAGCACCAAGAACAAAAUGACCUUCCUGUUUGCCAACCUUAGAGACCGCGAUUUCUUGGUUGAGAGGAUUGCUGACUUCCUCCUGAAAACAUCAUCUAAGCAGCCAGGUGACAGCAGCGCAGGAAGGAAAGCCAGUGUCCUGGACCCAACCCCAGAGCCUUCCCCAGCUCCUCAGGAGGCAUCAGAGCAGCCCGCCAGCCCCACCGCAUCCUCCGGGGGCUGCCAGAGCUCCCUCUUGCAGGAGGCGCCCACUGCUUCCCAGGGCCUGCUCAAACUCUUCCAGAGGAAUGCGCCAGUGGAGGACCUGGGGGCCAAAGGGGCCAAGGAGAAGAUGAAGGAGGAGUCCUGGAACAUCCACUUCUCUGAGUACGGGCGCGGCGUGUGCAUGUACCGCACGGCCAAGACACGGGAGCUGGUGCUGAAGGGCAUUCCCGAGGGCCUCCGUGGGGAGCUCUGGCUGCUCUUCUCCGGGGCCUGGAAUGAGAUGGUGACUCAUCCUGGCUACUACUCUGAGCUGGUGGAGAAGUCCACGGGGAGGUACAGCCUGGCCACGGAGGAGAUUGAGCGAGACCUGCACCGCUCCAUGCCCGAGCACCCUGCCUUCCAGAACGAGCUCGGGAUCGCUGCACUGCGGCGGGUGCUGACCGCCUACGCUUUCCGAAACCCCACCAUCGGCUACUGCCAGGCCAUGAACAUCGUCACCUCAGUGCUCCUGCUCUACGGCAGCGAGGAGGAGGCCUUCUGGCUGCUGGUGGCCCUCUGCGAGCGAAUGCUGCCCGACUACUACAACACCAGGGUGGUGGGGGCCCUGGUGGACCAAGGCAUCUUCGAAGAGCUCGCCAGAGACUUCCUGCCCCAGCUCUCUGAGAAAAUGCAAGACCUAGGGGUAAUCGCCAGCAUCUCGCUCUCCUGGUUCCUCACCCUCUUCCUCAGCGUUAUGCCCUUCGAGAGCGCCGUGGUCAUUGUCGACUGCUUCUUCUACGAGGGCAUCAAGGUGGUCCUGCAGCUGGCCUUGGCCAUCCUGGAUGCCAACGUGGACCAGCUGCUGGUCUGCAGCGAUGAAGGCGAGGCCAUGACCAUCCUGGGCAGAUACCUGGAUAAUGUGGUCAAUAAGCAGAGUGUUUCUCCGCCCAUCCCACACCUGCACGCCCUGCUGACCAGUGGAGAUGACCCUCCUGAAGAGGUGGACAUCUUUGACCUCCUCAAAGUGUCCUAUGAGAAGUUCGGCAGCCUGCGGGCCGGCGACAUCGAACAGAUGAGGUUUAAACAGAGGCUGAAAGUGAUCCAGUCCUUGGAGGACACGGCCAAGAGGAGUGUGGUCCGGGCUAUCCCUGGGGACAUCGGUUUCUCAGUUGAAGAGCUGGAGGACCUGUACGUGGUGUUUAAGGCCAAGCACCUGGCGAGCCAGUACUGGGGCAGCAGCAGGCCCACCGCUGUGCGCCGGGACCCCAGCCUGCCCUACCUGGAGCAGUACCGCAUCGACGCUGGCCAGUUCCAGGAACUCUUUGCCAGCCUGACGCCCUGGGCCUGUGGCGCCCACACGCCCGUGCUGGCGGGGCGCAUGUUCCGGCUCCUGGACCGAAACAAGGACUCGCUGAUCAACUUCAAGGAAUUCGUGACGGGGAUGAGCGAGAUGUACCACGGGGACCUGACAGACAAGCUCAAGGUGCUCUACAAGCUGCACUUGCCCCCAGCCCUGAACCCAGAGGAGGCCGAGUCCGCCCUGGAAGCAGCCCACUAUUUCACCGAGGACAGCUCCUCGGAAGCAUCUCCUCUGGCCUCAGCUCUGGAUCUUUACCUGCCCUGGGAGGCUCAAGAAGCUCUGCGGCAGGAGGAGGGAGAGGGAGCUGGGAAUGAGGACGUCCAGGGAAAGAGAGGAGAGGAGAAGGGGACCAGCCCCCCUGACUACCGGCACUACCUUCAGAUGUGGGCCAAGGAGAAGGAGGCUCAGAAGGAGACCAUUAAGGACCUUCCCAAGAUGAACCAGGAACAGUUCAUCGAGCUGUGCAAGACGCUGUACAACAUGUUCAGUGAAGACUCCAUGGAGCAGGACUUGUACCACGCCAUCGCCACCGUGGCCAGCCUGCUGCUGCGCAUUGGGGAGGUGGGGAAGAGGUUCUCGGCGCAGCCCGGCAGGAAGCCCCGGGACGGUGCCCCCGGGGAGGACCAGCCCCCCGCCCCCGACCCCCCGCCGGACCCUGCCCGGGAGCUCCAGCCACCAGCUGUGGGCGACCCCCAGGCCAAGGCUGGUGGAGACACCCAGCUUGGGAUGGCACCGCAGGAGAGCCAGGCGGUGGGCGAAGGGGGCGGUGGCGAGGGCCUGGGCUCCCCCUCCCAGCGUCUGUCCGAUGACGAAACCAAAGACGACAUGUCCGUGUCCUCCUACUCGGUGGUCAGCACAGGCUCCCUGCAGUGUGAGGACCUGGCCGACGACACUGUGCUGGUGGGCGGGGGGGCCCGCAGCCCCGUGGCCCCCAGCCGCAGCGGGGGCUCCGUCGACGCCGACUGGAGCAUCUCCUUCGAGCAGAUCCUGGCCUCCGUCCUGACGGAGUCUGUGCUGGUGAACUUCUUUGAGAAGAAGAUGGACAUUGGACUCAAGAUCAAGGACCAAAGGAAAGUGGAGAGGCAGUUCAGCUCCUCCAGUGACCAUGAGCAUUCUGGGGUUUCCAGCUGA
Pipistrellus nathusii (Nathusius's pipistrelle) is the source of this 3774-nucleotide messenger RNA. NCBI's taxonomy places the organism in Eukaryota, Metazoa, Chordata, Mammalia, Chiroptera, Vespertilionidae. The record is from the annotation of a GenBank genome assembly.